UGCCCAGCAGUAUAUAUUGGCAGGUGCCCUGGGCAGGGGUGCGAGGCUGUGACUGGCAGUGCAUCUUCCUCGAGUUGCCACCCAGCCCUACAGUGGCAGCAACAGCGCAUCUACCCCCUAUUCAGCUUCACCCACUGAGGGGCAGCAGCUCCUGAACCACCCACCCCCAGCGAUCAUGAGAUCCCCCCUGGCUCCAGCUGUCAGGCUCAUCCAGGCUGUGUCUAGAGAUGGAUGGUAUCGUGGAUUUAUCAUCGUUCUGACUUUCCUGUUCUACACGAGUUACCAUCUGUCCAGGAAGCCGAUCAGCGUGGUGAAGAGCCAGCUCCACCGGAACUGCUCCGAGCUCCCGAAUCCUCCGCCGAAUAUUUCCCGUAAUGACACGACGUGGUGCAGCUGGGCGCCGUUCGACCAAUCAAAUUACAAGGAGCUGCUUGGCGCCCUGGACACCUCCUUCUUGGUUGCCUACGCGAUUGGGAUGUUUUUUAGUGGCAUCUUUGGGGAACGCCUGCCCCUGAGGUACUACCUGUCUGGGGGUAUGAUACUCAGUGGAUUAUUCACCUCUCUUCUGGGGCUGGGGUAUUACUGGGACAUUCACUCUCUCUGGUACUUCAUACUCUUCCAGAUAUUGAAUGGUUUGGUCCAGACGACGGGAUGGCCGUCCGUGGUGGCGUGUAUGGGAAACUGGUUUGGGAAAGGAAAACGCGGGUUUAUUAUGGGAAUCUGGAAUUCUCACACGGCGGUCGGGAAUAUAUUGGGCUCCCUGAUUGCUGGAGCGUUCGUCUCGUCGGCGUGGGGUCUCUCCUUCAUUGUGCCAGGAAUUAUAAUUGCCUCCUGCGGGGUCAUCUGCUUCCUCUUCCUCAUCGAAUAUCCGGAAGACGUCGGGUGCGCAUCUCCAGAGACGAACGAGGUGGUCGAGGACGACUUGGACAACAUUCAGGUGUCGAGUAACAGCACGGAGGCCAUCUUCAAGAGUCAGCCUUUAGACAGCGUCGACGAGUCCGGGAGCCACGUGGCUGGGGAGCAUCCGCAAGCCAUCAGUUUCCUGGGUGCGCUCCGGAUACCGGGCGUAGUGGAGUUUGCACUCUGUCUCCUCUUUGCCAAGUUGGUCAGUUACACGUUCCUUUACUGGCUCCCUCUCUACAUUUCCAACGUUGCACACUUUGACCCCAAAAAGGCUGGAGAUCUGUCGACGCUGUUUGAUGCCGGCGGCAUUCUCGGAGGGAUUCUGGCCGGUGCCGUAUCGGAUUAUUCUGGAGCGAGCGCCAUCACGUGUUCGGUUAUGUUGGUCCUGACUGCGCCCAUGCUGUUUGUUUACAAUCAGUUCGGGCAGACGGAGGUUUCCACCACGAUCGCCAUGCUGAUCGUGUGCGGGAUGCUGGUUAAUGGACCCUACUCACUGAUCACCACAGCGGUCUCGGCGGAUUUGGGCACUCACGAGUCUCUCCGUGGGAACGCUAGGGCGCUGUCUACGGUCACGGCCAUUAUCGACGGCUCUGGAUCAAUAGGGGCUGCACUCGGACCGUCUCUCGCCUCCGUCCUGUCCUCUAAAGGCUGGAAUUAUGUCUUCUACAUGUUAAUAGCGGCUGAUAUCUGCGCAUGUUUGUUGUUGUCACGUUUGGUUUACAAGGAGGUGACCCGCUUGUGCCCGUGUUUCCGGAAGGCCAGAGGCGAUAGCCUGAACCUAAAGCCCAGUAAUGGUGGAUGAGGGAACUUGUUACAAAUAAGCGUUUGUCGUGAGUAUAAGUGCUUCAGCUGGUGCAAAGUUUGGCGGGAAAAUCAAAUGGAAGCUUUAUUACGAAACCUUUUGUCAAGGAGACAGAACAGGCCUCGGGCUCCGAGCCCCACGCGUUUCACCCAUUGCUGCCGCUUCUCACAAUAUUAACACAAUACUCCAUUAAUCCUCCAAUAAUCCA
This is a messenger RNA of Spea bombifrons (plains spadefoot toad), 1913 nucleotides long. It is a transcript of the gene SLC37A2, whose product is annotated as solute carrier family 37 member 2. The record is from RefSeq and is a predicted model, not a curated record. Gene Ontology annotation, molecular function: glucose 6-phosphate:phosphate antiporter activity. Gene Ontology annotation, cellular component: endoplasmic reticulum membrane. Gene Ontology annotation, biological process: glucose-6-phosphate transport; phosphate ion transmembrane transport. The transcript is spliced from 18 exons. Lineage: Eukaryota; Metazoa; Chordata; Amphibia; Anura; Pelobatidae. The coding region runs from base 176 to 1705 and encodes 509 amino acids.